AUGGCGGCCCCAGGCCUGAGGAAGCCCACAGUACGAGCCCCUGGGUCAGAGGACGGCCACCUGGAGGGGCAGGAGGGGUGGAGUCACCGGGACCCCCACCUACUGCUGGACGGGCCAAGGCCGGUGAGGCUGGGAGAGAGCCGCUCAAGCCAGACCAGCUGUUUGGGUGGCCGGGGCCGGCAGGCAGAUGUUGCUGCGGCAGAGCGCUGCCCAGAGCCUGCCUCCGUGGACAACAGCAUACUUGUUGUGAAGGAGGAGGAAGGACGCCUCGUGGGCACUUUCCUCUGUGUGAAUGGGUACCACCUCGUGGGAGAGAAGACCCUUCUCUGCGACGCCUCUGGGCAGUGGAGCGCCCCUGCCCCCACAUGCCUCGCUGGCCACUGUCCAGAUCCUGUGCUCCACCACGGCAAGAGCAGCACCUGGGAGCUGGCGCGCGCAGGCGACAAUGUCACGUUCACCUGUGCCGAGGGCCAUGUUCUCAAGGGCAGCAGCUGGAGCCAGUGCCGGGAGGACCACGCCUGGGAGCCACCCCUCCCUAUCUGCAAGAGCAGACACUGUGGCCCUCCAGGGAAUCUGUCUCAUGGCUAUUUUGAAGGAGAAGAUUUCAACUCAGGCUCAGUCAUCACUUACCACUGUGAGGAGAGGUACCGCCUGGUGGGCGUGCAGGAGCGGCGGUGCGUGGACGGGGACUGGGCUGGUGAACCCCCCGAGUGCGAGCGGAUCCCAGACUCCCCGGAGGCAGUGGCCCAGGCACAGCUGAAGGAGGCCCUGCUUGCCUUUCAGGAGAAAAAGGAAUUCUGCAAAGCCAUAGAGAACUUUAUGCAAAGGUUAAAGGAAAAUGGCUUCUCCUUGGAGGAAGUGAAGUAUUAUCUGGAAAUGAAGAAGGCAGGGUUCCGACCGCAGUGACGUGAAUAAAGACUUUGU
This is a messenger RNA of Talpa occidentalis (Iberian mole), 924 nucleotides long. It is a transcript of the gene C4BPB, whose product is annotated as complement component 4 binding protein beta. The transcript is spliced from 8 exons. The coding region runs from base 1 to 906 and encodes 301 amino acids. NCBI's taxonomy places the organism in Eukaryota, Metazoa, Chordata, Mammalia, Eulipotyphla, Talpidae. The record is from RefSeq and is a predicted model, not a curated record.